GCACACGAGCAUGCAGCACUCAGCGUUCGCCAGUUAGUUAUCACAAUCAGUGUGCUAAAAUGAAGAAGCACUUCAAAAUAAUCAUCCUUCACAUCGCUACGGUCCAUGAAAACGUACAAAGGAUGGUCACGGGAGCAAGGUAUUUGGUCUCGAAGGUGGCGUCAGCCCUGGUAUCACCGUUUUCCCGAUGAUAUAAAGGGCCCCAUCCUUUCUCAAACCUCUUUCCAAACAAUUCGAAAAGUCCUGUUUUACAUCUGUCCAUCAGUUCAAAUCUUCUCAUACUUAUCCAUAUUCUCGAUUUGGAGGCCCUACACACUCUGUAAUACGGCAUGACUCGUACCGAGCGCUCAGUCUUUCCCCGUGCUGCCGUGAGGGACCGCUCAGAGUCAAAGUCGGGUCUUGACAAAUCUCUUCGCAAAAACGGAGGUGGAUACCACAACUGGGGCAGUCUCGCCGAUGAAGGCUACCUAGAGGCUGCUGCUUUGGAAGACGAGCAACGAGAUCUCGCAGAGGUGACUGCAGGUCAACCUAAAGUUGCUGAAUCCAAGAAGCCUACUACCGACAGAAGGGGAAGCUCCUUCACUGAAGCAGAAAGAGAGAGUGCUAGACAGUUCAGGAAAAUGGCCCUCAAAGGGGAAGAUAUUGAUUUAUCGGCCAUCGCACGCACUUCCUCUGCUGUUUCCACCUCUCCGCCAAACAAGACCCCCGUUGUCAACGGUGCAGAAACGUCUAGCGUCAAGUCCGCUUAAUUGUCAAAUCUGGCGAGCUAUCAUAGUCCAAACGUGUUGUAUUUCUUUAGUCCAUGUAUGUAUUUUGUAAGCCACACGACGAGAAGUUAGGAGAAAUCAUAUGAGGCAGUUCUGCGCGAUCAUCCCUAGCCC
Messenger RNA from Serpula lacrymans var. lacrymans S7.9, 881 nucleotides. RefSeq lists its product as uncharacterized. The record is from RefSeq and is a predicted model, not a curated record. The transcript is spliced from 5 exons. The coding region runs from base 330 to 749 and encodes 139 amino acids. Lineage: Eukaryota; Fungi; Basidiomycota; Agaricomycetes; Boletales; Serpulaceae.